Hydractinia symbiolongicarpus is the source of this 1176-nucleotide messenger RNA. Its product is annotated as cerberus-like. Gene Ontology annotation, molecular function: morphogen activity. The record is from RefSeq and is a predicted model, not a curated record. Gene Ontology annotation, biological process: determination of heart left/right asymmetry; signal transduction involved in regulation of gene expression. The coding region runs from base 511 to 960 and encodes 149 amino acids. The transcript has 2 exons. NCBI's taxonomy places the organism in Eukaryota, Metazoa, Cnidaria, Hydrozoa, Anthoathecata, Hydractiniidae.
AAUUCGGCCAAAAUAUAAAUGGCCACAUUAACUUAAAGUUCCUAAAGUUAAAUCUAUGGAAACCUUUUGAUAGUUUUCUGAACUCCGUAAAUAACCUUCCAAACAUCUGGAAAACUUCAUAAUACAUUUAAAUUAAGCAAUCUGAACGCCGACGAAUAAAUUCUUGUUCUUUUUCAUUAAAAAGUAUUAUUAUGUAUUUUCCUGACUUUUUCUGAUUGGUUUAUAUUUUCUUAGAGUGAUUACGUCAAAUAUUUCUGUUCCUAAAGAAAUAAUAUCACUCACGCUUAUUAUUAGUUUUUCUUAAGUUUAAACUUGGUCGAGAUUAAUGCUCUCUCUCUCUCACCAUUAACACAUUUUUUGUAAAACACGACCCCCAAACUAAAAUGAUAUCGCUGCAGGAGGGAGUGAAACAUAAAAUCUUUUAUCGUGCUGUGGAUGCAUUUACUCCGCAAGGUAUAAGAGAAAUUUUGGUAUUUCUUUUCGAAGGAAAGAAGCCGCUGAAUAGGAAAUAUGAUGUGGAGUUACAUGCUUUGUUUUGCUUGCUAUGCAGCAAUACUAUUUAAAGUAACAGCUACGAGGAAACAAACAGAACACGAUCUGUUGUUAAGUCAAGUUGCUGCGAAGAUUUCCGCUGAUGGAUUUGUGUCCGAAAAUAGCAGGAAAGCAUUAUCCUUGUUGAUGUCGGUAAAAGGGAUUGAAUGUCAUGGUGUGCAUUUUAAACAAACAGUCAGACAUGAAGAUUGUGCUACUCAGUUGAUAUCGAACAAAAUAUGCUUCGGCUCAUGCUUUUCAAAAACAAAACCAAUUAUCGUUGGUCAGAAAUUAUUUCCACCUGAGAUUAAUACUUGCAGUCCAGGACAUGUCAUUGAAAGGAAUGUGACAAUGUCCUGUCCGAACGGAAAAAACUACACAGAGGCAGUGAAACUGACGAAACGUUGCUCCUGUGAGAUUAGAGUUUAGUAAAUGGUUUUGUGAGAAUAUGUAAAAAGUGUUAUCAUGACCUGGUCACAACAUGUACGAAACAUCGUAGACCAUUGUACCUUGCAACAUGAAAAGCUGGCAUAUUUUGUAAUUUUUGUGUGUGUGUUUUUUCUUCUUAUUUUUUUCAAUAUUUUGUUUAUUUUAUUCAAAAUUGUAUAAUAUUUUAAAGUUUAAUAGCAACCAAGUAUAUCAGAA